CAGGAUUGCACCAUCAUCCUGGAAUAUAAAGAAAGGAGGGGGGUAAGGAGAGAACAUUUCCUCUAAGACAGGCCAAGAUGAGGAGCUGGUGGCUGUCUCUGCUGCUCGUCUCUGCUGUCACAUUACACGGCUGUCUCUCUGACACUGCAGAGCCUGAUGUCCAAGAUGGAAGAUCUAUAGGAGACAUCAUCGACCUCUACAACCAGAAGGAGGGGGUCACAUACUUAUAUAAAUUCCUGGACCAGCUGCCCCCUGUUCCAAUGGAGGAAGAUGAAAAUCCGAACAGAAGAGGCUUUAUUAUUAAAGAGACGGUGUGCCUCAAAACCGAGAAUCCUGAUUUAGUCCAGUGUGAUUUCAAGCCCGACGGAGAUGUAAAGAUCUGUUCUCUGGAUUUGGGUGAUGAGGAUCCUGAGGAUAUAAUGUGCACCAGUCUGAACAAGGAUCCAGGAUCGGUGAUGUACGCUUCACUCCUGCUGCACGAUAAUACAAGAGCAGGGAGCAGUCUGUGCACAGAGGGGGAUAACGUGUCCUAUGUAGGGGAGUGGAACAUGACUAGUAUGCAGGAGAAGAGCUGUGGGGAAACAGGACCCAGGGAAUACAGGUAUAAAAUGGGUAAAGAGAGCAGAAAGGAGGUCCGUGUGAAGCGGUCCAGCAGAAGGAGACCAUGCAGGGGGAGGUCCUGCAGGCCGCGGCUAACAGGAGGUUAUACUCUUAUCGGCUUUGGCUUACCCGGUAAAAAACAAAACAGACCUAACUACAUGUGGGUGUAAAGAUCUGCAGUCAACGGUGGAACGAGAUCUGAGAUUGUGGCUUAUGACAAGCACAUUACUGUUAUAAAGCUUUACUAGUUAUUAUUAUCAGUUGCGAGGUGGCACAUUGCGAAUCCCUCCUUACUUCUCCUGACCUCUCCCAUCUUCACUCUGGUCCGUGGAGGAGAGAUGUUAGGAGUUUCAGCUUGCUAUGAGAUCAGCCAUGUUCUGUCUGUGGAACGUUCUGAAUGGAUACAAUGUUACAAAUAAACGUAGCA
Bufo bufo (common toad) is the source of this 1027-nucleotide messenger RNA. Its product is annotated as cathelicidin-6-like. Gene Ontology annotation, cellular component: extracellular region. The transcript has 5 exons. The coding region runs from base 78 to 770 and encodes 230 amino acids. NCBI's taxonomy places the organism in Eukaryota, Metazoa, Chordata, Amphibia, Anura, Bufonidae. The record is from RefSeq and is a predicted model, not a curated record. Gene Ontology annotation, biological process: defense response.